AUGGUAAUCAAGCAUAAAACUCAGAGAGGUGCUCUGCAGCAGCUCUCCGUGCACUCUCCACCGCUGCCAACGUUGGAUCUUCUUCUGAUCUCAUUGUUGGAGGCGGAAUGCAGAACACCGGUUCUGACACGACUCUGCAAAUACAUCUCGGACAGCAGGGCAGGUAUGCAAGGGAUACUCCCCAUGGUAGAUCCUGUGGAGCAGCCCGGCUUCAUCAUCAUCUUCAGGAAGUUGAUGGCGAUAUACAGGUGUCAGCCAGGUCGGAUCUGGGUCUUCUUCAGCCUCCUCAUCCUCCUUUUAGUCACGCUUCAGGCUGUGGAGAAGCUGCAGCCCCCUAGAAACUGCCGCUGCGAGGUGGAGCGUGACCUGCAGCAGACCACGGAGCGCAGCCAGAAGAGGCUCAGCCCUGCCCUCCAGACCCCCGACCUGCUGUGGGAGGACCAUCCCCUGCACUGGCAGAGGAAAGCCAUGCUGGACCCCACCUCCACAGAGAGCGUGCAGGAAGUUUUUCAGAUGCAUCCGUACUUCAGCCGAGAGACCCCACCGGAACGCAGCCCAGGCAGCCCAGAGGAGCGCUGGCCGUGGCAGCCUGUGGAGAGCAGCGAGAAGCUGAAAGCCCAUCCUUCAUCCACGAGGCUGAAAUCCCAGCUUCCUGGCCUAAGAACAGCAAUCCGAGAGGGUCCUUCUCCAAGUCCUUCUGGGAGAAUCUCAGCAGUCUGGGGAGAUGCUGAUGCUGUCACCAAGAAGUUCAUGAUCUUUGCAAACUGGAAGACCACAGAGGAGUAUGGGGGAACAUCACCAGCAGGGAUAAGGCAGGUGGUGACACAGAGCCAGGCUGAGCAUCAAGACACACGUACCCCCCACCAUCAGUGGGACACCUUGCUUAAACCCUCCUUGCCAAAUUCAGCUCAACCUCCACAAGCGGAGGACUUCCACAAGACAGACCCAGAAAGAGGAUUUUUCCCAAGUUGGACAGAAGUCUCUAAGGCUGUUGAGGUGAUUUUUGGAGAAGACCAGCAGACCAAACAGCUGUCCUCGCAGAGGGAGACCUGUGAGCCCAAAACUGACAUCGUUUUCCUCAAAGUCCACAAGAGCGCCAGCAGCACUGUCAUGAACGUCCUCUUCCGCUUUGGCGAUACGCACAACCUCACCUUCGUCUUCCCCAUCGGGGGUGGCAACCAACUCCACUACCCCCACCACUUCUUAGCGAAGGCCGUGCAGGGCUUCUCACCAGGGAGCCCCCGGAGGUUCAACAUCCUCUGCCACCACAUGCGAUUCCUGCAGCCAGAGGUGCAGAAAGUGGUGUCCAGCUCAGCCGUCUACUUUUCCAUCCUGAGGAACCCUGUGCAGCUCAUGGAGUCCUCCUUCAUGUACUACAAGAGCACGUCAGCUUUCUCCCAUGCUCGAAGCCUGGAGGAGUUCCUCAGCCAGCCCUACCGCUACUACAACCCUGAAAGAGGCGACAGACACUACGCCAGGAACCUCAUGGCAUUCGACUUUGGAUUCAAUCCUGACGCAGAGGUCUCGGCCAGGCGGGUGCAACUCAUGCUGAAGGCCAUUGAGGCAUCUUUUGACUUGCUCCUCAUCUCCGAGUACUUUGAUGAGUCCAUGGUGCUGCUGAAGGAGCUGCUGUGCUGGGACCUGGACAGCGUUGUCUACUUCCCACUAAACAGCAGGGACAGCAAGACCAAGGCCACCCUCUCAGCUGCCAUAGUGGAGAAGAUAAAGGACUGGAACAGGCUAGACUGGGAGAUCUACACCCACUUCAACAGGACUUUCUGGGAAAGGAUUGACCGAGACUUUGGCAGGGAGCGCAUGCAGCGGGAAGUAAAGGCACUUCGGGAGAGGCAGGCAGAGCUGGCGAGGAUCUGCCUGCAAGAGAUGGGCAGCGUGGCCCCAAAGGACAUCCAGGACCCUUCCCUGCGGCCGCUGCAGCACGGCAGCGCCAAGAUCUUGGGCUAUAACAUCAAACGGGGCUUGGAUAAGGAGACAGAGCGCAUGUGCCGGCGGCUGGUGACCCCAGAGCUGCAGUACAGCGGCGCUCUCUACAAGAGGCAGUUUGCCCAGAAGCCCCCCCAGACCCACCAGGGCGCUCCUUCUCGGCAGAGCAACGCUCUGCGGCACAGGCUGGAGGGCCCCCAAAACUGAGCCUCCUUGUCCCCUCCAGGCAUCUUUCUCCUGCCUCCUCUGCUGAGGACGGCGAGGCGCUCGCCCCCUGGGCUCGGGGGCUGCUCCUGCCCCGGGGGGCAGCGGCUGGGACGCUGCCACCCACCGGAGCCCCUGCCCACCUCCGGCUGUGCAGGACUCCACGAGGCUCUCGGGACCACGCGCUGCCGGUGCCGCGGAGCAGGACGGGCUGCGACGGGAGCUCGCGGGGACUCAGCCAAACCCCCACCUUGCAGAAGGUGACCUGGGGGGUCUCAUUGCGGCAGCGAGGGGCACAACCAGGAGGGCGACCCGAGUCCUCAGCACAGCACUUGGGACCGAUAAGACACGGUUCCA
Molecule: messenger RNA, 2502 nt
Organism: Cuculus canorus (common cuckoo)
Lineage: Eukaryota; Metazoa; Chordata; Aves; Cuculiformes; Cuculidae
Exons: 5
Coding region: 1-2148 (715 amino acids)
Biological process (GO): glycolipid biosynthetic process
Cellular component (GO): membrane
Molecular function (GO): galactosylceramide sulfotransferase activity
Source: RefSeq, a predicted model, not a curated record